Messenger RNA from Funneliformis caledonium, 1134 nucleotides. The record is from the annotation of a GenBank genome assembly. Lineage: Eukaryota; Fungi; Glomeromycota; Glomeromycetes; Glomerales; Glomeraceae.
AUGGAAUUCAUUUUAUCCUUAAAUCCAUCAACAUAUCAGCGCAAAGUAACAAUUUACGUCUUGUCAGGUACAACCUUACUUUUUAAGGCAUCCUUAACCCUAUUCAUGUUAGGGAGACCAAGACAAAUCAUGAAGAAUAAAUGUGAACAAAUCGUUGGUGUCGUAUUGAUUUUCAUUUUCAUCAGUUUUUAUGUCACGAAUAUAGCGUUACAAAAUCCCGUCGUAAUAAUAUAUGAAGAUACUCAAAAAUGCAAUAAUUAUAAUUCAUUGUAUUGUUCAAUCACGAGCUUUGGUACAAUCAUCUGUGAGUUUGUAAUUGAUACCUAUGUUCUUUCUCGUCUUGUAAACAUUUUUGUCAAACAAAAUCCAGUAGAAGGGUUCAUAAAUAAUUCAAUAAUGGGGUUAAAUUUAAUUAGAUUGACUUUUACCGUUUUAUCGCAUUUAUUUUUCGCUUUAAAUAUGAUUCAAGUAUUUGAUAAGUUUGAAAUUGGUUCGAUCGUGAUUUACGUUAUCGGCGCCAUCAUUCGAAUUAUUCUCGUAUAUACAAUCGCAUCCGAUUCUGAUCAAACAAGGUUCUCCAAGUUUAGUAAUGAAGGUAAUAAUGAUAAUUUAAACGAAAUAAUAGCGACGGGAGAUGAUCGAUCACCCGUCAUAAGGUUGUCCACUUUAGACGAUCAACGAGAUGAAGAAGAAAUGGGAAAAAUUGACUUCUUUAAAAGAAGCACAUUUUUACAUUGGCCAUUUUUGGCACACCAAUCUCCUGACGAUAAUAAAGAUCCCGAGGAAAUUCAAGAGAAUCAUCGACAGCAAACUUAUUUGACGAUGGAAUCUAACAAUCAUGAAAUGGGUAAACAAGAAUUUGGAAGCAGGGCUUACCUACAACAAGAAUCUCGAGAUAAAAAUCCCUUAUACGAUCUUUACGAGAGUUAUUAUCAAGAUAGUAACGUUAUUUCUGAAUUCCUUGACUCGGAUGGGGGGAUCGAACAACAAGAAUAUAUUCAUGAUGAUGCGUUAACGAUACCUGAACCCGUCAUUAAUGAUGAGAGAGUAUCUUUAACUGACAAUGAAGAUUUUGAUAAUUAUCCCGAAAAUGAAGGAUACGAGAAACCAACAUUUUAUGGCGUUGCAUUCUAA